CCAAAUCCCGCGGGAACUGCCCUCUGACAGCGUUCCCUCCCCCCUCGUCGCACCCUUGGUUGCCACGGAGACCCGGGUCCUGGGCCGGCUGACUGCCGCAGACUGGGGAGGCCUACCUUUUCGCGGCCGGAGCCGGCGGGCCCACCAGCCUCGUGCUCUACCCCGCUCAGCUGCCGCGUUCGUGAAGACGACCGUGCGGGCGGGUGAAGCCCCGAGGGGCAUCCUCCCUCAGGAACCCGAGCGAAGCGAGAGCCGGGGGUCGCGACCCCCCUGCCCCGACCCCGGCGGGUGGGAGAAGCUCAUUUGAACCAAACUGCCUGCGCGGACCACCGCGGCAGCCCAGCAGUCCCGGGGCCCGAGGGCGCUGUGUAAGAUACCAGGCACCGGUGCCCGAAGUGCUGCGGCUGCCGCGUCUCUGUUCCCAAAGCCCCGGGGAACAUCCGCCCUCUGGGGUAAGGGAGGACUCGCGGGAGCCAGUGAAAGGAGCGCCCGAGGGGCCGCAGAGACGAUGCUUGGACAAGGAAAACCAUUUCCCGGAACAUCUGAAUUGUAAUUCAAGCUUGAGUUACCUAGGACAGUCAGGGGGGCAAACAUGUUUAACUCCGCAAAUGAACUGGAGUUUUUGGGAGAAACAACCGCGGAAAUCUCCCAACUCUCUUCGCUGGCGCUGUCAGGUGACCCAGCAUGCAGCGAAAACAGCUCAGCUGGUUCACCCGAAAAAACUGGCUAUCCGGACUCCGUUUACAUUCUGGCAGCGAACAUUUUUCAGGGCACUAGACUCGAAAAGUCACCAGAGAAAGCCUUAAUAAAGUAUGGGAAUGAGCCCUUGCCGUCCUCAACCGAAUCCGAGGAUGAAUCCUUUCAGCGUUUGUCCUAUGAGUUGGCUUUCAGUGCACUUAAGUAUCAAGAUAUUUUGGAAACUAUAUUAAUAGACAGCUAUAUCUUCCCAAGUACCACAAUACCAGAUCAUUUGAACAGUCUUAUCAUUGUGAUGCUAUAUGAUUUCCAAGACAGAAAAUUUCAAGCUCGUCUCCUUUCUGGUAAUGAAGAGUCUAUAGCAGAAGUUCUAGAAGUGGAGAACCUUCUUAACAGUUUUAAGACAAAAUUGGCUGCAGCAUUGGCAAGAUGUCGAAUCAAACAUGAUGCCCUUUCAAUUUACCACAUUCUUCCAGAAACAGUUAGGAACCAAGAAUUAAGGGCCUCCACUUUGCCACUUUAUGCUUGGAUAAAUACUUGUAAAAUCAGCCCUGAAGAAGUUUAUUAUACUUUGAAGAAAAAUGGUUAUAAUAAAGUCAAAUCUGUAUUGCAUAUUGAUAAUAAAGUCUUUGCUGUGGAUCAACAUUGCUAUGAUGUCUUAAUUUUUCCAUCUCAUCUUAAAAGUGAUCUUCUAAAUAUAGAUCUUUUUAAAGAUUAUAAACUUAUAUUUCAGGACAAAUCUCGAAGUCUCGCUGUCCAUUCCGUAAAGGCUUUAUUAAAUAUGGAUGAUGAUAUCUUAAUGGUCAAUACAGGUUCCUGGUACACAGUUGCCCAUAUGUCAGUCUUAACAAAUAAUAAUACCUCAAAAAUAUUUGUGUGUGGAGUACAAUCACAAGCUAAGGAUCCUGACCUGAAGAACCUUUUCACAAAAAUGGGAUGUAAAAAUAUUGAGAUACUUCAUGAGACAUUUAUGAAACUUGAAUUAAAGGAUCAUCGAUUACAGAAAGUUAAAGUGAUUCUGCUGCUACCUCGUUGUUCAGGACUGGGUGUUAGUAAUCCAGUAGAAUUUAUUUUAAAUGAGCAUGAAGAUACAGAUUUACUUAAGGAUUUCUCUCAAGGAGGCCCAUCAGAAGAUAAACUUCAUGUUCUUGCUCAACAGCAAUAUGAACAGCUAGCACAUGCCAUGAAAUUUACCAGAGCUCAAGCUAUUGUUUACUGCACAUGUUCAGUUUAUCCAGAGGAAAAUGAAGCUAUUGUUAAGAAAGCACUGGAAUUUCAAGACCACGGGAUUAAAGUACAACCUUAUAGGCUUAGUCCCCCCGUCCUUCCACUGUGCUCCUUAAAGGAAAUACAUUUGUCUACUGACAAAUUUUUUAGAAUGGAACCAUCUGAAAUUACCAAUGGUUGUUUUCUUUCUGUUCUAACAAGGGAGCGGGACCCAUCUGAGACAGUAUCUGUGAAAGAUGUUUUGGCCCGUGCAGCAGCAAAGGGUCUACUGGAGGGGAUUGAGUUGGGUAAAUCUUCAAAACGGGAGAAGAAGAAGAAGAAACAGAAAAUGUCAUUGCCAAAAUCGUCCAUUGCUGAUAACAGCGGCAUCCAAAUGAAAAUCGCUGAGUUCCUGAGUCGGGAAACUAAUAUGAGUGCUAAUCAGCCGGAGACAUUAACAACAAAAACAUCUCUUCCACAGAAAAAUGCAAAUCAAGUGGGUUCUUCCCCACAGGUCAGAAGACCCAGCAAGCCCAUCACCAAUCCUUUAGUGCCUACAAUUAUGAAGAAUACAUCUGCCAGACCACACGAACGGCCAACAAACUUUGUGAGACCUAGGCCAGAAGACAGAAUGAUUCCACUGAAACCCAUAGAGAUUGCCUUACCUCCAGUCAUAUUGCCGUUUCCCAGUCCGCAAGGGAUCAGAUCUCACAUACCAACUCCACAUUUUUACUAUCGUUGGGUUGGGCCCAAGACUGUCUUGCCUGGCUAUCUGUCCACACCAUCAAUACUCAGAAGAAGGGAAAAACCUAAAGAAAACUUACCUUCCUCUCUACCCAGGCAUCCUCGACCAUAGCUGUGAGUGUCUUGCAUUUUUUCUACAGGGUCAGGAGUAGAUUUUUUUUUUCCCCCCGAGUCUGCAGGUUAGACAGCUGUUAGAACUGGUUUCACUCUUGGUAACUUUCAGUCUGGACUUAGGACACUGGUUUUAAAGCUGCAACAAUUUUUCCACAAGGGAAACAGUGUGUGUAAUAGACUUGUAAUAGACUUGUUUUCAAAGUUAAUUUGUGAGGCGUUUAUUAGUAAGCAUAAGUAUGGAAAAGAUGAUCUUGCACUGAAGAUCACUCUUCAGUACCAAGUCAGCUAUAGUUUAAACAUUUCAAUCACUAUCGAGGUUGAUCUUUUGUAAUGUGAUUGAGGUUGAGUAGAAAUAGGAAAAACAGAAAGGUCCAAUGUUCUAGUUCAUAUGCCCAUUCAGAGUGAAAACUUUCUCACUGGAAGAGCUUCCAGGAUCCUAAGCACAGUGAACAUAAGCUCUCCCUUCUGGCUAUUUAGGCCAAAUACUGUUGUUAAAAAAAAACAACAAAAUGACUAUAAGCAAAUUUCCAUCUAAGUAGUAAUUCUGUGGACAAGGUCAAACUGUUGAAUGUAAGUGACACACCUGUUGUUCAAGAAAUGUAUACAAAUUUCUGGGUCUAUUCAAAGAUCAGGUGAAAACGGUUAUUUCAAAUGGCACACAGUAGUGAAGCCCUGAUAAAUCAUUUCUGAUGCUCAAUUAAAAUAUAUUGUAGCACUAUUUUAAUUAUAUUAAAAGUCAGUUCAUCUUGACUGUAUUAUCAAUUGCCUUCCAAGAAUUGGUUAUAGUUAUUAUUUCUGGGUCUAUUGACUUUUUUUCAUCAUGGCAACAGAAAUUGAUUUUAAAUCAAGUAAGUUACAACUAUAAAUCCUGCUGUUUAAGAACAUGUUCACAGACACAUUUAUAAAGUUUGAAUUUAACGUUCUAUUUUCAGAAUCCAGUUGUGUUGAAUAGUGUUAUAUAAAUUCCUAAAUUUCAAUUCAGAUGUCAUGAUUUUAGGAGAAUAUUAUCUUCUUCAAGAUGAAUAUUUAGGUCUGUUUCAGCUCUAGUAUUCAUUUCAGCUCUAAUUUCCUCACUUGAAGUGAGGAUAAAAAUGGUGGAUUUCAUUUAGUAGUAAUAAAUUUUUUUAGCUGAAACAUUAUCAGUAAUGCAUGUCAAUGAAACAUGACUUAUGGAAAUGUUUUAAAUGCUCAGCUUAUUUUACUAAUUUCAAAAAUCAAAAACUAUAUAAUCUUUGCUUGAUAUCAGAGUAUGGUUUCCUCUUCCUACCACUGGCUCAGAGCCUUCCAUGCCUCCGGGAGGCAAGUGUAGCUGAACUGAACUUUGUUCAGUAAAGACCUGAUCUUUUUUAUCCUGGGAAUCUUCUAUCUCUUUCCUGCCCUCACCCCUCUGCCCCAGGCUGAAGAGCACUCCACUGUCCAGAAGUAGCAGGUCCAAGAUUUUUACUUUGUGUGAUAAGUUAUAAGAAGAGAACUCACCCUAUUAUGGAGUAGGUCAGGAUAUUUUUCUGAUCUCUAUAGCAGUGUAUAAUUCAUGUCAUGUCACAACUUUAGCCACUUCACUUCAGUAUCCCAUAACAUGAAUCUUGUUAUAAAUUAUUUUUCUCUUUAUAAGUAUAUGGAGAUUCUGUAUUAAACCAUUCCUUCAUUAA
Messenger RNA from Bubalus bubalis (water buffalo), 4409 nucleotides. RefSeq names its product NOP2/Sun RNA methyltransferase family member 7 (gene NSUN7). The coding region runs from base 593 to 2758 and encodes 721 amino acids. The transcript is spliced from 12 exons. Gene Ontology annotation, molecular function: methyltransferase activity. The record is from RefSeq and is a predicted model, not a curated record. NCBI's taxonomy places the organism in Eukaryota, Metazoa, Chordata, Mammalia, Artiodactyla, Bovidae.